This is a messenger RNA of Alternaria incomplexa, 1194 nucleotides long. RefSeq lists its product as uncharacterized. The record is from RefSeq and is a predicted model, not a curated record. The transcript is spliced from 3 exons. Bases 1 to 1194 code for a protein of 397 amino acids. Gene Ontology annotation, biological process: reciprocal meiotic recombination. NCBI's taxonomy places the organism in Eukaryota, Fungi, Ascomycota, Dothideomycetes, Pleosporales, Pleosporaceae.
AUGCUAUCCCUUCCGCUCCAGACUCUGUCAACAGCACAGGACACCGACGCCAGCGAGCAGAGGUUCAACUGGCAGAAAGAGACCAAUGACCUCACAUUGAUCAUCGACAGCUAUGGUGCACGCGGUGGUCUUCAGCUCAUGAAACUGUGUCAAGGCUCGCAGGUUCGGCAAACCAUCGAAAUCGAGAGACUGAUCAACGAAGGCAAUCACAUUACGCGUCUGAGUGAAGAGCGCGGAGUGCAGGUGCAGCCCGACCACCUCCACAUAUCCGCCAUUGUGCGCUGCCCUCUGCUCGCUAUCAAAUGGCAAGUGGCCAACGACAAGAUCAGGCGCAUCCAGAUGAGGUUCAAGUCGGACAAAGACUUCGACACCGCGUUCAGCCACCUCCUUCAUCUCGGUCUCUACAUGGGCGGCCAAAAGGCACGACCGGACACUGCUAUGCUGUUCAACCGCACUGGUAGUGCAAGUCGUCCCGGUACUGCGGAUCACCCUGGUAGCACUGAGAUACUACCACCGAGACGCGAGCUUCCUUUCCCACGCUUAUCUUCGCCGCGCUCCUCUGGCAGUGACAGCGUGCGGCCUUCUACUGGCACAAUGGGGCCUCCUCCUCUACCAGCACGCGUAGCCAGUAACCGACCCGGUUCCAGCCGAAGCGCAACCAGCAAGGAGAUCGAACUCCCACCUCUGCCCCAACCCACUGUCAUUAGCAAGACCGCACGUGGAAAGCAACCAAUGCAACAGCCCCCUCGCACACCGAACCAAGAUCAGUACAUUCCUGCACGCGCAAAGACAUCUCCACAUGGCGGCAUCGAGAAUCAGUCACCGUUGACAUGGUCUCCAAUCUCCUCUCCGUUGUCUUUCAAUCGGUCAAGUUUCAGUGCCAUCCCGACACCGCAACCUCUUGGCGAACGAAGUAAUGCUGCACAGGAUCUUCACCAUACCAUGUCGUAUCGUGGUCUCGAUACGCCACCUACGUCUGUUGCUGGUCACUGUGGUGUGAGCAUGUCCAAUUCAGGUGCUACUACAAGUGUGACUGAGAACGACCAGUUGGCGACAUAUGCCAUGCAGUCUGACGAGGGACGCAGAGCAGCGCUCAACGAGUUCGUCUACCGCCACCUGGAAAGCGACGACUUCCUUACGCUCGUCCAAGACAUGGAGACAGCUUGGGCGAGAGUUACAAUGGGAACACAAUGA